Molecule: messenger RNA, 3231 nt
Organism: Adineta ricciae
Lineage: Eukaryota; Metazoa; Rotifera; Eurotatoria; Adinetida; Adinetidae
Source: the annotation of a GenBank genome assembly
AUGAGUGUGAAAAGACGUUUUAAUAGCAUUUCUCCAUUAUAUUUAACGUGUCCGACGAGAAUCUAUUUCAGUCGAGUUGGGUUUCUCUCGUCUUCAUAUAAUGAAAUACACGUUGUUGUCAAAAAGAUCUUUUCUUUACCUUCGUUAGCGCAAAAGUCAUGUAAGAUGAAAUUGUUAAGUGGAUCGCCGUUAACUGACAAGACGCAACCAAUCAUCGUGUCAUUGGACUGGACUGAGCGUUUGGAUAAACGACCGACAGAUCGUACAAGUGAUGACCUUGAUGUUAUAUUUUCACGGCUGAAAGAUGUGAAAGCGCUGGAAAAGUUUCAUCCGUUACUUAUUCAACAGCUUUGUUACUAUAGUUACUUUGAAAACUUAGAAAAAGGAGUUACACUUUUCCGAACAGGUGAUCUGGGUGCUAAUUGGUUUGCUAUUCUCAGUGGUAAUGUUGACGUCUGUGUUCCCUCUGAAAACGGCAAAGGUCAUACAUUGAUUUGUACACUCGGAGCUGGCACAGCAUUUGGAGAAUCAAUUCUUUACGAUACACCUCGAAAUGCAACGAUUAUUACGUCUUCAUCUGUUAUGCUUUUACGCGUGGAACAGAAAGAUUUUAAGAUUCUAUGGGAGCGAAACAAACAGUAUCUACAUGGAGUCAUUACGAGCCUUAGUCAAUUAACAAAUACAAUAGAUCCUAAGCGACGUGCAUCGGAAUUCGAUCCAUCGUUGAUUCCUCAAGUGGCUAGUUCUAAGUUUUUCAAAGAUGAUCCAACUCGCAAUCCUGCGUUACCGAUCGUUCCCAACACAUCCGUUCGAAUUCAACAUGCAGCCUAUGUUUUACGCACAUGUAUUCUCGGCAAAGCACCACAGAUGAUUCGUGAUCGGAAAUAUCAUCUGAAAAUGCAUCGAAGUUGUUUAGUUGGCUCAGAAAUGGUCGACUGGUUAAUUCAUCAAAGUCCAAUCGUUCAUUCUCGAAGUCAAGCAGUAGGCAUGUGGCAAGCUCUACUAGAAGAAGGAGCAAUUGCACAUGUGUCACAAGAACAUUACUUCAAAGAUAAGUAUUUGUUCUAUCGCUUUUCUGGAGAUGAAGAUGGAACGUUGAUUCGACCGGGUAAUGUUGAACAGAACGAAUGUGGAGAACAACUGGCUGAUGUAAUUUUAACUUUGGCACAAGUCGGACCUGAUGCCAUGCUUCGAAUGAUCUUACGCAAACCACCACACGAACGAACGAUAGAUGAUCUUGAAAUUAUCUACGAUGAACUAUUGCAUGUGAAAGCAUUGUCUCAUCUUUCAUCAUUGGUCAAACGUGAGUUGGCUGGGGUAUUGAUUUUCGAAGCACAUCCAUUCAAAGGAGAAGUUUUAUUUACCCAAGGCGAAGAAGGCAAAUCAUGGUAUGUCAUACUGAAAGGGUCCGUUCAAUGUGUUGUAUACGGUAAAGGUGUUGUGGGAACAUUCCAUGAAGGUGAUGACUUCGGGAAACUGAGUUUAGUCAACAAUUCACCAGGAACAUCGACGAUUAUUUUAAAUGAAGAUAAUACUCAUUUCCUUCGUGUGGAUAAAGAUGAUUUCAAUCGAAUACUUCGCGAUGUCGAAGCGAAUACGAUUAAAUUGAAAGAGUUCGGUAAAGAUGUUCUCAUCCUCGAUAAAGUUCCAAUCAACGCCAAAACAGCUGAUGGAACGUAUCAAGUUUGUUAUAAAUACUUUGUUAUGUCUGGUACUGCUGAGAAAAUUCUUGAACAUUUCCUUGAAACGUAUAUUUGUGUGAAUUACGAAGAAGGUGACACUAGUCUCGACGAUUUUCUCUCCACUUACGUUAUUUUUAUGCCAAUUAAUCAAAUUUGUACGCGAUUACUAGCGAUAUACAAAGCUAAGCCCCAACAGCGACUAGGCGAAUCAGCUGAUUUAGUUUUACAGCAGAAAGUGAAGGUUAUACGCUUUAUUUUGGAAUGGUAUGACGCGUCAAGAGAAACGUUUUUCGAAGACUCUAAGAUCAAUGUGUUUCUCGAUGAAUUACAUCAAUUAAUACGAGUCGAUAUGAAGAUAUUUGUUCAAUUGAAAGAAGAAAUCAAGUUAAUCGAAGCGAUUAUUGAAAAUAACGAUACAGAUCACAAAGAUAUUCGAAAAAGUAAAUUACCAUGGAAACAACGGAAUAGUAUCGAUAAAUCCAAAAUGAUUCGUCCGUCGGAUGAAGUGAUUUUCAAAGUUUAUUGUGCAGAUCAUACGUAUACGACAAUGAAAAUGAGAGUUGAUACACCCGCAUCGAGAAUCAUUCGAGUCGCAGCCGAUAAAUUAGGUCUACGUUCUGAUCAACCCGAUGACCUGAAGUUAUGUGAAGUCAAAUCGACCGGAGAAAGGAUUAUUUACAAAGAGAGUGACGUCAGUAUUUCAUGUGGAUUAUCAUUAAAUGGUCGAUUAUUUCUUGCUCCUGGUGAUCAUCUUGAUGCUUUGGUGCCCUUGCCCGAACAAGAAGGCUUAACACGUGGUACAUGGCAGAAAUUAGAAAUGUUCGGCUCAAAAGAACUUGCCUAUGCUAUAACAAUGUACGAUUAUGAGCUAUUUAUGGCGAUUAAUCAACACGAACUUCUAUAUCAAGUCUUCGGCCGGUAUAAGUACGGCAAAAUAACCGCCAAUUUAGAUGUUUUCAUGCGACGUUUUAAUGAAAUUCAAUUUUGGAUCGUGACGGAAAUAUGUUUAACACCGAGUCCUGGUAAACGUGUACAACUUCUGAGAAAAUUCAUCAAACUUGCAUCAUAUUGUAAAGAAUUUCGAAAUUUGAAUGCGUUCUUUGCCAUUGUGAUGGGUUUGAGCAAUAUCGCUGUCAGUCGAUUAUCGAUAACUUGGGAAAGAUUGCCAAGUAAAAUCAAACGAAUGUUCUCGGAAUUCGAAACCCUCAUGGAUCCGUCACGAAAUCACCGAGUUUACCGCUCAACAUUGACCAAAAUGACUCCACCCAUCAUCCUAUUCAUGCCACUUUUGCUCAAAGAUUUAACAUUCAUUCACGAAGGAAACAAAACCUAUCUGAUCGAAGGUUUAGUCAAUUUCGAGAAAAUGCGAAUGUUGUCUCAUACAUUGCGAACCAAGAAAAUCUGUCGUAGUCAAGUCUUGCAACUUCAAGUUCCUCAAGGUGCAAAAAACAUGUCCGAGAUUCAAGAAUAUGUUCGAGAACUACAUGUCAUUGAUAAUCAACGUAUUCUCAAUCAAUUAUCGAAUAAAUUAGAACCACGACAAACCUGA